Guillardia theta CCMP2712 is the source of this 1923-nucleotide messenger RNA. RefSeq lists its product as hypothetical. The transcript has 21 exons. NCBI's taxonomy places the organism in Eukaryota, Cryptophyceae, Pyrenomonadales, Geminigeraceae. The coding region runs from base 1 to 1923 and encodes 640 amino acids. The record is from RefSeq and is a predicted model, not a curated record.
AUGAUCGCAGCUUUCUCCCUCACCCUCCUUCUGUUGCAAGUGCAGCUUGUUGAAGUUGAGAAUGCGAUUGCAUGGCACUCGCGAGAUGCACACAGGAACUUGAUGCAUCUACGGGGAGGACAAGGCGGCUCGCAAGGCCUCGAAGAGGCCUUCUCCUCUCAGUUUCCGUCAAGUAGGAACGAAAACGAGCGCACGGCCUCAAACGCUGAGGACAGUGAUUUCCUGCUCAACCGCGGGCAGCCGCAGGAACCGAAGAUCUUUGACUUCCCCAGCCAUCUCGGGAGAAACGCUCAAUUCAAGGAGUUCGAGGACACCUUCUUCAAGAACGCGUCCGCUGGCAGCGGGACUAGAGAUUUCUACCGCCAGAUUCACGAGGAUAUCUUUCCUGACGCGAACCCCAUCGACUAUCUCGAUGGUGAUCCAACGCAGCAGGAUAUCUUGACCAGAAGACUCCACGACGACUUGAGGAGAAGUGGCUUGGCUGAGCCGAGCUCGGGCAAGGGGAGUGAAAGCGAGAGCACGAGUCUGGGGCCGACCAACAAGAAGAUACGACGCAGUGAGUAUGCAAAGACGGAUGAAGAUCAGUCUGCAGAAUCCGAUAAGUUGGGCGAAAACUUUGGGAGGGAGUUCGGCUUUCCAACUGGGGGAAACAUGGGUGAGAAUGAAGAGAACCAGGAGGAGAGUCAAAGUUUUUCGAGAGGAGAUUCUGAGGACAUGAACUUGAUCAGCAACGAGGUGGAACCAGUCGGUGCAAGCGUUCGCCCCAUUAGCACGAAUGGUACUGACGCGCAAGGAAAGGAGUUGGCCGAAGCUCGACCUACAGCCAAAGAAGAGAUACACCAGGGUGAUGGACUGGUCGACGACAGUCCUGUCUUCGAGGAUUUGCUGGAUGAGGAAGACGAGAACCAGGAAGCCUUCCCUGAUGACUUCGAGCUCGGGGACAUCGUUGUACCCGACAUGCACAACAACGUGCCGGAAGCGGUCCUGCUAGCCCACGACGAGGCUUACGGUGGAAAUCGAGUUUUCCUAAGACCAGGGGAGCACACGUGGAAGGCGUACAACUUUGGAAGAAUCGAAGUGUUGAGGCCGUUGAAAGUCAUCGCCCAGCGAGGAGCAACUCUCUUGGGAAAGUGGUUGUUGCUGGAUGGGAGCUCAGGGGAGUUCAAGAACGUCCAGUGCCUGUGGGAGGCUGAGAACUCUGAACAGUGCAGAGUGAUCGAUGAUCCUACCGUAUACAUACAGGGAGGAAGGCCCUGGAAACUGAAGAACUGCGAGAUAAGGUCGGCAGGAUGCAUUUCCUUGACCGUGUCACAAUCAGGUCAAUGCGAGGCCAAGUACUGCACAUUCGGAGGGGCCGGAGAGAUAACCUACGUGGAGGCACACGACGAGAAGAACUGUGGCUCGCACGGAGUCAAUGUGAUGGGGAAAGCCGAGGUCAGUCUGCAGAAAUGUCUCAUCGAAGACACCUAUGGCCCGGGUUGUAACUUCCUUGGGAGGACAAAAGGAGAAAUCGAAUCAUGUCUCUUUCAACGAAAUGGCAUCGGGAUUGCGUUCGACUAUCGCACGAAUGUUGAAAUAACAGAAUGUGUCCUCCGUGAAAUAUUCGAGGGAGCAUUUUGGGCCAUGCCAGGAGAGAGUAAAAUGGAGGUGAGAAUGACGUCGAACCAAGUGCAUGGUUGUGUCUGGUGCACAAACAAGCGUCCAGAGAAGCUGUCGAUCAAGGGCAACAACUUCAAUGUCUCGAUCUUCACAUGCCGUCCGACAAAGAAUGAACUUGUUCUGCAGGAGACUUUUCCAGAACAGUGGAAAGAAGUCAUCUCGUCUUAUGCCCCGAUGCUGCACGACAUGAUUGCUUGCGGACAACCCUGGAUACAGCGAGACCCUCCCGACGGAGUCAAAAUCGCGAAAGGAUUUGCUAUUUGA